GUUUACUGGUGGAUAGAGACAGAAAGAGACGGAAAGGGGGGGAACCUGAGAGUGAGGAACCAUAGACAGUCGGUAUAUAACUUUUUCGCUUUUAAUAGUGUCGCGCUGUCGAUUGCAGGCUAUUUAUCGUACAUUGGAGAUAUUUCCUAAAACAAAAACCGAAACAUCAAGACACCUUCCGGACUGGGAUUAGUUUUCUGGCUAAUCCCAAUGAAACAGAUUAUGCUCCUUGGACUUUUCCGAUUUCGAGGCACUGCGUCGGAGGCUGUACCUUUUUAAUUUUAUUUUUAAGUGAUCCACGAUUGGAUUUCUCGUGCUGAUCUUUCCCCCUUCGUAUUACUGCGGCACCCUAGCGAAUGACUUGAGUUAGCAUUAAACCGAAAAGGAAAGGCAUUUGCGGGAUAUUUCCCCCCUUAGCCGACUCUAAGGACUUCCUAUCGUGUGCUUAUUUUUUUUCCUUGGCGAUCUGUACCGUGGAAUAACUUCAUGUGAUAUGCAAACCAAGGAGAAAGCUAAAAAACGGCGACCUGUGGAAUUAAAUUAAAUGCAUUCUACCUUUGUUCGGCGUACUGGGGAUUUCGAAAGAAAAGCAAGACUGAAUAACAUUAUAACGCAGGUUUUCCGAGAUAUUCUGAAUAAUUGCAUGGAUGUGCGUUGUCUCCCGAAUUGUUGAAUGAAAUUGGGAUCAUUAUUAUAGAGGAGGAUUCGGCUGGGAAGGAGCGCAUGAGCGAGACACCGCCACCCCUUCGAGCACCUCCUUACUGGCGGUGUGGGGUUUCUUUUUUGUCGACUCCAGAAGGAUUUUGUCAAACAAACUUUAACAGAUUAAAGUGGAAGACGACGCCUUAUAACUGAUUUGAAUAUGGGACUGUUCAGCGUCGCCGGAACCCGGGGUCUCGCCAUUUAAUGCAGGAUUUAUUCUGCCGGAGAUGAGAAGUUGAGGCGCUGGGAAUAUUGCAAACAACCACGUUGGACUCCUCGGCCCCUUUUUUCUGGGGGGUGGGGGAUAGGUGACAGAUCGCGUCAUUUUUAAUCAAACGUACUUUGUAUAAUUAAUUAGCCAGGUAUACAAAACUCAAGUGUGAAUUGAACUUUAAGUAUUUAUAUAGGUUACGGUGUCUACGUUUCCGUGGAUAACAAACGCUAAGGACAUAAUCGGAUUCAAGAUGCAGAUGGGGACUUCGGCGAUUGUUUUGGUCGCUUUUAUCCACGUCCUAUGCAAUUGCGGGCUGACGAAUGGAGAAAUCUGCCCCAGCAAAGACAUUCGGAACAACGUGACCAACCUGAGGACGCUGGAGAACUGCACCGUGAUCGAAGGCCACCUGAAAAUCCUGCUGAUGUUCAAGACGCGGCCGCAGGACUUCCGCGGCUUGAGUUUCCCGCGGUUGGCGGUCAUCACCGACUACCUGCUGCUCUUCCGCGUCUAUGGCCUGUCGAGCCUGAGCGAGCUCUUCCCCAACCUCACCGUCAUCCGUGGCAACAACCUCUUCUUCAACUAUGCCCUGGUUCUCUUUGAGAUGCUCCAGCUGAGAGACGUGGGCCUGCGCAGCCUGACCAACAUCACGCGCGGCGCCGUGCGUAUCGAGAAAAACCAGGACCUCUGCUACCUGUCCACCCUGGACUGGUCCAAGAUCCUGGACUCCGUGGAGGACAACUACAUCAUCGCCAACAAGAACGAGCGUGAGUGCGGCGAUGUCUGUCCCGGAGCAGCUAAGGGCAAGACCACGUGUACGCAGACCACCCUUAACGGGCACUUCGGGGAGCGAUGCUGGACCCAGGAAGACUGCCAGAAGAUUUGCCCGGCAGCCUGCAAACACCGCGCCUGCACCAUGGACAACCGGUGCUGCCACGAGCAGUGCCUGGGCGGCUGCCUGGAGCCACACAGUCCCAGUCGGUGCGUGGCCUGCCGCAACUUCCUGCACGAGGGCGUGUGCGUGGAGCGCUGCCCGCUGGGCUACUACACUUUCAAGGGCUGGCGCUGCGUCUCCCUGGAGUUUUGCCAGAACCUCCACUUCCAGUGUAAGCAGAGCAAGGCGGGCGACUGCCACGAGUACGUCAUUCACAACGGGGCCUGCAUCCCUGAGUGCCCAUCCGGCUACACCACCAUGAACUCCACCACGUUGAACUGCACACCCUGUGAGGGCCUCUGCCCGAAAGUGUGCGUGGGCUCCAAGGUCGUGGAUUCCGUCACCGCCGCCCAGGCUCUCCGCGGCUGCACCAUCCUCAACGGCAGCAUGGUCAUCAAAAUCCGCGGUGGGAACAACAUCGCCGCAGAACUGGAGACCAGCCUUGGUCAACUGGAGGAGAUCACCGGCCACCUCAUCAUCCGCCGCUCUUACGCCCUCGUGUCCCUGUCCUUCCUUCGCAAGCUCCGGCUCAUCCGUGGGGAGACGCUGGAAGUUGGGAACUUCUCAUUCUACGCCUUGGAUAACCAAAACUUGCGUGAGUUGUGGGACUGGUCCAAACACAACCUAACAAUCCUACAAGGUCGGUUGUUCUUCCACUACAACUCAAAGUUAUGCCUGUCGGAGAUCCGGAAAAUGGAGGAGGUGACGGGAACCAAGCAACGGGAAGUCAAGAAUGACAUUGCCCAUAAGACUAAUGGAGACCAGGCCUCAUGUGAAAACCAAGUGCUAAAAUUCACCCAGAUCCGCACUUCGUAUGACAAGAUCAUCAUUAAAUGGCAUCCCUUCUGGCCUCCUGAUUUCCGAGACUUGCUGGGAUUCGUGGUCCUUUAUAAGGAAGCGCCAUACAGGAACGUCACGGAGUUUGACGGUCAGGACGCAUGUGGCUCCAACAGCUGGGUGAUCGCCGACGUGGACCCACCGCCACGUUCCACCGACAGCAAGGAGCAACAGGAGCCCGGCUUCCUCAUCCACCCGCUCAAGCCCUGGACACAGUAUGCUAUCUUUGUUAAAACCCUGCUCUCCGCCUCAGAUGACCGUCAAGUCCACGGAGCCAAAAGCGAGAUCAUUUACGUCCGCACCAAUGCCACUAAGCCCUCGGUGCCCCUGGACCCAAUCUCCUCCUCCAACUCGUCUUCUCAGAUUAGCCUGAAGUGGAAACCCCCCUCUGACCCCAAUGGAAAUAUUACCCACUACCUGGUCUUCUGCCAGAAGCAGAAAGAGGACGGUGACCUUUACAAGAUUGACUACUGUCAGAAAGGGAUGAAACUGCCAUCGCAGACUCCUACACACCUGGACACCGACGAGGAGCAGAAGUGGAACCAGACGGACGAGCCCGGCCAGGGGGGGCGCUGUUGCGCUUGCCCCAAGACGGAGACACAGCUGAAGAAGGAGGCGGAGGAGUCCGAGUACCGCAAGACCUUCGAGAACUACCUGCACAACGAGGUCUUCGAGAUCAGACCCUCUCGACGGCGUAGGUCUGCAGUGGGCGUGGCCAACGCGACCUUCCCACGCUUUGCUACGCCGCUGCCCAGCCUCCCCAAUGCUUCUUCCACCAAUAACCCGGAAGAGGACGGAAGCAAGAUGGUCUUCAAAGUGUCCUCAAAGGAGUCUGCUGUCAUCCCCAACCUGCAGCACUUCACCAGCUACCAGAUCGAGAUCCAUGCAUGCAACCACCCCAUGGAACCGGGGCGGUGCAGCAUGGCCGCCUUCGUCAGCGCGCGGACCAUGCCGGAGGAAAAAGCCGAUGACAUCGUGGGCCUCGUCACCCAUGAAAUGGACCAGUACGCGAACGUGGUCUAUGUGAAAUGGCAGGAGCCGAAAGCGCCCAAUGGCCUCAUCAUCCUGUAUGAUGUCAUCUACAAGAGACUGGGAGACUCUGAGGAACUGCAUCAGUGCGUGUCCCGAAAAAGCUACGUGGUCAUAGGGGGCUGUAAGCUGAGAGUGAUUCACCCCGGGAACUACACCGUAAGGGUCCGGGCCACGUCGCUGGCUGGCAACGGCUCCUGGACUGAGCCGGCCUACUUCUACGUACCGGACCGGAGGGACCCGAACAACGUAAUGAAGAUUGUGAUUGGCCCAGUCAUCUGUGUUAUCCUGCUGCUAUUGGUGGGACUCGGGGUGUUUGUGGUUUUCAAAAAGAAGCAAACUGCUGGACCCACUGGACCUCUCUAUGCAUCCUCGAACCCGGAGUAUGUCAGUGCCAAUGACGUGUACGUGCCUGACGAGUGGGAGGUGGCCCGAGAGAAGAUCACCGUGCUCAGGGAGCUGGGCCAAGGCAGCUUUGGCAUGGUGUAUGAGGGCAUCGGCAAGGACAUCGUGAAGGGCGAGCCCGAGACGCGGGUGGCCGUGAAGACCGUCAACGAGUCUGCCAGCUUGCGGGAGAGGAUCGAGUUCCUGAAUGAGGCCUCUGUGAUGAAGGCCUUCAGCUGCCACCAUGUGGUACGCCUCCUGGGCGUAGUGUCGAAGGGCCAGCCCACGCUCGUGGUGAUGGAGCUGAUGACCCACGGAGAUCUGAAGAGCUACCUGCGUUCGCUUCGGCCGGAUGCGGAGAUUAACCCCGGCCGCCCCCCUCCCAGUCUGAGCGAGAUGAUCCAGAUGGCGGCGGAGAUCGCAGAUGGCAUGGCCUACCUUAAUGCCAAGAAGUUCGUCCACAGAGACCUGGCUGCCAGGAACUGCAUGGUCGCCGAAGAUUUCACUGUCAAAAUCGGAGACUUCGGCAUGACGAGGGACAUCUAUGAGACUGAUUACUACCGGAAAGGAGGGAAGGGCCUUCUCCCUGUCAGGUGGAUGGCCCCCGAGUCCCUGAAGGACGGUGUCUUCACUGCGCACUCCGACUGUUGGUCAUUUGGUGUGGUCCUGUGGGAGAUCAGCACCUUGGCGGAACAGCCCUACCAGGGCCUAUCUAACGAGCAGGUCCUGAAGUUCGUCAUGGACGGGGGCUUCCUGGAGAGGCCGGAGAACUGCGCCGAUGAGAUGCACGAACUCAUGCAGAUGUGCUGGCGGUACAACCCCAAGAUGCGGCCCACCUUCCACGACAUCAUCGAGAGGAUCAAACAGCACCUGCAUCCCAGCUUCCGGGAGCUCUCCUUCUUCCACAGCGAGGAGAACAGGCCCCCUGAAAGCGAGGAGUUCGAAAUGGAUUUCGAGAACAUGGAGAGCAUCCCACUAGACCCUUCGUCCUACUGCCAACAGGAGGAAAGUCUGGGGAGAGACAAUGGGCCCUCUGGGGGUCGUCGGGGGAACUACGAGGAGCACGUGCCGUACACUCACAUGAACGGUGGCAAGAAGAAUGGCCGGAUCCUGUCCUUAUCCAGAUCCAGCCCUUCCUAACGUUUCCUCACUUUCGUUUUAUAAUUUUCAUUUUUUUUGCAACGGCCCUAGAAAAACAGAUCUCAGGACUUUUUUUUUCCUCUUCAAAGCUGCCACAGUUAAAUGACACAGAAUGCAAACACUUAUAUAUUUAAAAAAAAAAAAACUGUAACUGUCAUCCGAAUCAUUUUCUUCUCUUAUUUUUAUUGUUGCCAAGUUUCCAAAAAAUUAGAACUGUGAUCACAAACCAUAGACAACCAGAAGGCUGCUUUUGCGUCGUUUCGGACCGUCCUGUCUCCCCUGCGUUUUGUCUUUCGUGUGUUCAAUGGUGUUUAAAAGUGGCCUUUUUAUCUGUGGCAUUCAAACUGAGAAACAUGUCAUUAUGGGUAAUUAAUUCUUUUAAUCAACAGCAGAACAGGAUCGGAUGUUGGAUGUCAUAUCCUCUCACCUUCUUAGAACAAAAGUCUCGUAAAAGAACCUUUUUAUUUUUGCAUCGCAAAUUCCAUACUUCACCUCGAGUCAGUAGGUCGUUUUGGUUGUUAAUUCUAAUUUAUAUGCUUUUUCUUUUCCCUGUCUUUCAGUUUAGGUCCUGUGUGAGCACAGUAUAACUGAAGAAUAUUUAAACAGUUAAUAUGUUGGGUUCCUCAGAUUGACCAAUAGCUGCUGCUUUAUAGUGUGUGUGUGUGUGUGUGUGUGUGUGUGUGUGUGUGUGUGUGUGUGUGUGUGUGUGUGUAACAUUUUUGUCAGAGGCUAUGGUAACGUACAGAUAUUACAUAUAUAUAUAUAUAAUAUAUAUAUGUAUGUGUAUAUAUAUGUAUGUAUGUAUGUGUUAUAAUUUUUUUUUUUUACAUUUCAGUCUCUCCCAAAUAUGACACUAAUUUCCCUUUAAAAAUAGAUUUUUUUUUCUUCUUCAGACCACAACACUAAUGUGUUCCUCUCCGGAUGUGUUCUCUGUACUCUAUCGACUUCCAAUGUUGGCAUGAAACGUUAAGACCAAAUGCGGUCCCUCUGUGGAUCGACGGGUAAUGGGCUUCCCUGGAUGCGAGGUCAGUCUGUCUCGUCUUCUGCACGAAGGUGGGCCUCUGGCAUCUCGCCGUGGUUGUGAUCUCCUCGCAUGGACGCUGCGUCACGUGGCGGCUGAGGAGCUAAUGGCUUUGUGUCCCAGCUAGCCUUCCAGCCUCCAGACGUUCGCUCGAGGGUUGAAAGCCAAGCUUUUUUGAGAUUUUGAAUUUUAGUUUGAAGCUAGAUUGUUGAGCGUUUGCCACCACCUUGGGGGGGUGUAGUUUGGUAGGGUAGGGGUUAAAUUAAGUCUGUCUUGUUGGUGGUGGGCUUGGGGGGCUUUCUCACACCUCCAUCUGUAUGUUUUGUGGUUCCAUAUCCCCCCCCCCCCCCCCCCCCCACCGAUCCAACUGUAUUUCAUGACAAAGUAAAAACUCCCCAGUUAGAAUGUGCCGCAUCACGGGUGGCUCCAUGUGACCCGCGACACUCCCCUGAAGGACAUCCGACGUGCGCGUCCUUCCACCAGCGCCUGCCGCAGUUCGCCGCUUGCUGGUUGGCUGACAGAGAAGCCCAAGGUCGGGGAGGGCCGGGCGGAAUUUUCCAGGGCCGAUUGUGCACCCCCACCAGCCUGCCCCCGCAGCUGGCUGGGGAAAGGUGCGGAUGGGGUCCUGUGACUGCUGUCCACGUGAGACUCCCCGCGUGAUGUACACUGCCUGAACUAGGACACACUGCACAAGCAGCCAUUUAUCAGAAAUCUGACAUUCCGGUUACAUUGCUGUGGUCUCCCGCUCCGCCUGUAUGUACCUAAUAUUGCCGUUGCAGUGGGGGUACAGGGGACAGGGGGGCUCCAUGUAUCAGUGGCAUAUUUUUCUUUGCUUUGUUUUUUUUUUUUUAAUAUCCCUUUUCCACCCACCCCUCCCCGUUUAGUUUUUCGGAGACUGACGUUUGCCAGCUGCCCCCUUAUCUGGUGCCAUUAUUGUGUAGAUUUCCAGCAGCUGGUCUCCAUCUCAGCUCUUGUGUGGGAUGAAUGGAACUGCCCCUGAUCCGCCUUUGAACCUGGCAGAGUAGCCAGUGGCCUCCUGGCCCCGAAUCUUCCAAAGUGUUUAAUUUUUGGUCAGGUGUUAGUUUUGGGAGCUUCAGGCCUUGCAGGGUGGGAUGGACUCCACACCUGUCUUCAUGCUUCUUAAUCCCAUAAUGCAUCAGGAGAAGGGCACGGUCAUUUCGUCUGGCCCGUGCCUGUCUUUGGGAAGCUGGGGCCCAUUUCCCCGGCACUUGUCAUUGGACUGAAUAAGAGGCGGAGCUUUGGGACCUGAAAGAAACAUGAAGAGGCCCACUUCCUGUUGACGGUGGCGUGAGGAUCGCUCGCUCAUUCUCGAAGAUGCUGCCCUCAGGCUUAGUUAUGACCUCGCCGAAGCUUUCUCAGCAAGUGCACCAGUUGUGGGAUCGUACCUUUUCCACGGAAGCCACUGUCGCCGCCGUCAGUAGAUACGAGGACCAUGACUGGCGUUUUCUCCCUCGAUUUGAGGACCAUGCCCGCGUAGCAGCCUCUUGCCCAAGUGGUAUGUCUCCCAAGAGGGCAGCAAGGAAACGCAAAAGCCCUCGGAGAUGAUCUUAAUUAAGCAGGCAAGCCGGACGAGACAUUCUCUCCCGCUCUGACUGCGUCGGUUGAACUUUGACGGUGAGCUGUUGCGACUCCUGGCCUCAGCAUGGUGACCGGCUGGGAAGAACGCAGCUGUUCAUACCACAGCAAAGGGUCACAACUGCACCCUGACCCACAGUCUGCAUUCUCUCUUCUUGUCUGUAAAUAUUGUAAAGAAUAAUGUGAUGGCCUCAGUUUUUUUUCCACAGAAUCGUCAGUGUAAGGAACUGCUUCCGGCUGCAUGUGCUGUCGGCAGGAGAGUCAGGGGAAAAUAAAUCUAUUUUAAAAUGCAAAAUAAUCUGUUUUGUAAUUCAAAGGAUUAUACAGAUAUUAGAAUAACAGAUAUAUUAAUAUCUUAUUUAUUUUAAUAUGGUGGUAGUUGUACGAAUCCCAAUUAGAUUUUUAAAUGCUUUUUUAAUACAAGAGGUUUAGUUAAAAAAAUAUAUAAAAUAAAUAAAUUAAUUAAAAAAAAAAAAAAAAAGAUGAGAAACAUUUUGAGGAAGGGAGACACCAGGAAGGAGCCGAUGGCUUUGUGUGGGCGGAGUCUACCUCAGCGUGUUGCGCAAAUUCAGUGUGAGCCUAACACGCCUCAUCGUGGCUGUGUUGUGGUCCUGGUCUUUCUCUGGUGGGGUGUCUGUCUCGGACAGUGACACCCAGUGCCUCUCCCUGCCAGCCGCAUGCUCGUCCGGCUGCGAGCGCAGUAGCUCACUGCACCCGUCACCCGCCUGAGUGCUCUGCUCAGGAAAGCCAGCCGAAUUCACCCCCUUUUUCCUACCUUCUGUGGUUCCUGCUUAUUAUACCAGAGCCCCACUGCCCUUAUCGGAGAGCGAAAUUCAGUUAGAGCCGUGUUUCCCAAUCCAGUCCUUGGAGACUCGCAGACGGUCCACGUUUUCCCUCCCUCCCAGCUCCUGCCGAGGACUGGAUUGGGAAACGCAGAGUUAGUUUAAUAUGUCCAGCCUCUUGUCUACAGUAAUAGCCUGUCGUCUAGCAAUGCGUUAAUAAUGAAUUCUCUGUACGCUCAAAGCCGGACAAUAGUGUCUCCGUACUUCUCACGAAUGUGCCAUAACGUAGCGGAUUCCUCUGAAAGUCAGUCUCAGUCGUGGUUCCUAAUCGUAACUCUUCAUACUGUACGUAUGUAUCUCAGGAUGUGGAAGCUUCGCUGUCUACAUGACAAAUACUUGAUAUUCACAUUGGUGUUCUGAGCCCUGUAUUCCUAAUUUAUUGUCAUGCACGUUCAAGCAAACAGUACAUAUUAUCUUUGUUUAAUUGAAACUCUUCUAUAUUCUGUGGCCUAGCACGGCUAACCCUCACCGCUUUUAUUGAUCAAAUAGAGUUUUGAAAUGUACAUGUAAGGAAAAAGCAUCAUUUGUUAAAACUUGCUGAGAGACAUGUGCUUGCAGAGGACAUAUUUGCAGUGAUUUUAUUUUUUUGUAUCCUAACUCUUCUAAGGAGUGGCAGUUUGCUGUGCUAUCAAGCGAGUUGUGCAAACCUUUUGGGAUGGUAACAUGUUAUCUUCUGUCUUUUGUUUUGUUGCCAGAAUAAAUCCAGGCUAUGCUUUUUUUCUUUUUCCUAAAAUGAGUAUGAAAUCAUAUCCAGUCGGGCACCAGGUUGGCAUAAGGUGACUCCUUUUGCGGUCGUUCACUUCUGGGCCGGCCUGCUUCCUGCAUGUCGACUCCUGUUGAUGACUUUAAAGUUGAGCUUUGGGGAAUCGCUUUGCGUGACAGCCGGCAUCACUGCUGCUGCGUCGUCAUAGCUAGUGCUAAAUGCACCCCCCCCCCCCCCCCCAAAAAAAAAAAAUGAUGAAUGAUGACCUCCCUUUUUUAUUUUGUUCUCCGAAGCAUCAUUCAAUAGCAACUUUCAUGCUGUACUUUUUUUAGUAUUAAGUCUGCAAACCGACUAUUCCCAAAGAGAGCUGUAAUAGGACAAUCUUAUAUGCCAAACGGAAAGAAAAAAACAAAAAGCAAUGAAAACAGAACAAAUCCAAGCUGGAAGGGGCGAAAUUCUCCGAACAACCUCCCCCUGUAGGGGAAUCUGUGUUGCCUGUUCCUCACCUGCCUUCAUAAAUCAGGUUUCCCAGGAAAAUGUGUUCUGUUGUUUAUUGGUCAAUGGGUAACGACAUGUGACCGCGGAAGGGAGCCCCUGGUGAAUGGCCUGCUGUGCCCUUUGCAGACUGACGCGAUCUCUCAUACGCUUCCGGAACCGGAGCGUACUGUUCACUUCUAACGGGAAAUAGAAUUGAAGAAAAAAAAAUGUAUUUAAACAAAAAAUGCAUUUUCCCCAAACGGCAGUUUUAGGCGCCUCCGCCCACUAGACCUGGCUUGUUUUGUGCAUGAGAUGUACCAUCCCAGAAUGAUCAGUUUCUACCCUCAGUUUAAAUUUACAUUACUGUCCUUAACUUUUUUUUAUUGCGUUACUGGAUCGGAGGGUAUUUGAAAUACAUAAUUUACUCAAUCUGAGUAUGUAACAAUGUGCUUUGAAAACAAUGAUUAGCCAGCGUCAGUGUGCGGGUCGCGAACCUGCGUUUGGCUGAGGCUCGCAGUGCUGCAUAGGUCGAGACUGCGGUGUUCUGUCCCUAUAAAGAAAGAGUAUUACCUUUUACAGAUCUGUGUUUUUUUCCUUUAAAUACCAGCCUGGGGAGAGUGAUUUUUUUUUUUCCUGUUGUUUUUCAACAGCAAAUCUUGUAUUACAGAUCUGAUCACUGUUUGUGUGCAUAGCUGUCAAAAAGGAACGACAUGUCACCCAAUUUGGAAAAGCAGACAUCAACCUUUCUGCAGUCUUUUCUGGAUCAGCUAGAUUAACGCUGAAUGUUACCUGUGUACAAAAAACUGUCUAGUUUUCCAUCCCUGUCCAUGCACUUUUUAUUUUUAUUUUUUUUUUUUUUUACUUUUUCAUUUGCUGUUCUACGGAUUCACAUUCCCUGUUAGGUAAUGCUUCUCGUUUUCUAACACCUUCGCAUUACCACCGUUUUGACUGUGUAUGUCAACGAAGAGCUUAAGGAGACCAGGGCAAACAAGGAAGCAUUAAUGAAACCAACGAAAGGAGACGUCAGCGUGAUGUCCGACGGUCUCGUGUUUCCGUUUAAUGACUCCCUGUCCUUUCCACGUAGUAUGAAUAAUUCAACCUACGCAUUGGCGUCGGGCACCUUAGUAAAUUUGUUGCAGGAAAAGGUUCAGAAUCCUGAUAUUAAGGCGACAGUCAACAUCGGUGAAGCUGCCCGACUGGAACCCGCUAACUGUCCAGCGCUUAGUCACAGUGUCCUCUAAGCGAUCUUCCCCAGUUUACACCGCUUCAGACGAGGUCUUUCAACCCUGUGUUCCCCCAAUGGAGAUCUGUGAUUUUUUUUUUUUUUUUUUUUUGUCUGUUUAGUCUAGUUUUAUUUGUGUUUAAUUGCUGCUCCUUGUCUCUAUGUGCACAUAGACGGUCCCAGGAUCCUGUCUGUAGUUUUGUCGGAUCCCUCCCAAUCUCAGUAUGUCAAUGUAUUUGACAUAGAUAUUUAUACAUAAAAUUUACAAUUUCUUAUUCAUAUUUUAUUAACAUGCAUAUUUACAUGUAAAUAUGUAUUUUCCACACACACAGCAGACCACACUGGAUCAAAAUGUGCCAUUGUCCAGGUAUAUAACAUAUGACUAUAUAUGCACAGUCUCUCUCUCUCUCUCUCUCUCUCUCUCUCUCUCUCUUUCACACACACACACACACACACAAAGUCACAUAAAAAUAAAUGUACAGGAUCAAAAUGUGCCAUGACGAAAUGCUCGAUUUAUUUUUUCUAUGUUUUCAAGUAGAGCCAAGCAGCGACAUGUACAGAAAAUGUUGGAAUGAUAUGAAUAUAAAUCUUGCUGUGUGUAAAUUAUUCAACAAUUAACUGUUUAUAUUAAAAUUGUGAAUAAAAUUAUUGCAGA
Molecule: messenger RNA, 11753 nt
Organism: Brienomyrus brachyistius
Lineage: Eukaryota; Metazoa; Chordata; Actinopteri; Osteoglossiformes; Mormyridae
Product: insulin receptor-like
Exons: 21
Coding region: 1167-5237 (1356 amino acids)
Biological process (GO): cell surface receptor protein tyrosine kinase signaling pathway; positive regulation of MAPK cascade; positive regulation of kinase activity
Cellular component (GO): membrane; axon; insulin receptor complex
Molecular function (GO): insulin receptor substrate binding; ATP binding; insulin receptor activity
Source: RefSeq, a predicted model, not a curated record